AGAUCUGAACUCAGUCAGACGACGGACCCGAAGAUAGAAUGACUUGGAUCGCUUUGCUCAUCGUUUGCCUCGCGGCAAUUGCUGUCCAGGGGGAAGUACCCAUAGUGAUGAGGGCCGAAUGGAACGCCCGACCUCCGAGUGGACCCAUGGACAGUAUGGAGACUCCCUUGCCCAGAGCUGUGAUCGCCCAUACAGCCGGCGGGGGGUGUGCGGGUGAUGUCGCCUGUUCCCAGCAAAUGCGAAAUCUGCAAAACUUCCAGAUGUCCAGGCAGAAGUUCUCCGAUAUAGGGUAUCACUACCUGAUCGGAGGUAAUGGCAAGGUGUACGAGGGCAGGAGUCCAAGCCAAAGGGGAGCUUUCGCUGGACCCAACAACGAUGGAUCGUUGGGCAUUGCUUUCAUUGGUAACUUCGAGGAACAGGCGCCCAGUCAGGAGGCCCUGGAUGCCGCCAAGCAGCUCCUCGAACACGCUGUGAAACAGGCUCAGCUUGUGGAGAACUACAAGCUAUUGGGUCAUCGCCAAGUCAGUGCCACCCGGAGUCCCGGAGAAGCACUCUACACCCUCAUUCAACAAUGGCCCAACUGGUCUGAACAAAUAUAAGAUAUACAAUGCAUUCCGUAAGGUUUCGACACGUAAAGACCACUCCUUACACAUUUAUUUGUAAAUAUAAUUAUGUAUAAUUUGUUUUUUUGCUUAAAUACGAAUACUAAAAUUUUAA
Molecule: messenger RNA, 717 nt
Organism: Drosophila suzukii
Lineage: Eukaryota; Metazoa; Arthropoda; Insecta; Diptera; Drosophilidae
Gene: PGRP-SD
Product: Peptidoglycan recognition protein SD
Biological process (GO): innate immune response; peptidoglycan catabolic process
Molecular function (GO): N-acetylmuramoyl-L-alanine amidase activity; peptidoglycan binding; zinc ion binding
Source: RefSeq, a predicted model, not a curated record